Molecule: messenger RNA, 2368 nt
Organism: Odocoileus virginianus texanus
Lineage: Eukaryota; Metazoa; Chordata; Mammalia; Artiodactyla; Cervidae
Source: RefSeq, a predicted model, not a curated record
AUGGCGUGGCGGCGGCGGCCCGAGGCCCGGGGCGCGCUGGCGCUGCUUGCGCUGGCCCUGUGCGCUCCUGGGGCCCGGGGCCGGGCUCACGAGUGGUUCUCGGCUGUGGUGAGCACCGAGUACGUGGACCCGCAGACCAACCGGAGCGUGAGGAGCGUCUCGGAGAGCGGCCGCUUCGGCGACAGCUCGCCCAAGGAGGGCGCGCGGGGCCUGGUGGGCGUCCCGCGCGCGGAGGACCGCGACCCCGAGGGCUGCGAGGCCGGCACUCGCUUCCUCGUGCCCGGCGGCCGGGGCACCGCUCCCUGGGUCGCGCUGGUGGCGCGCGGGGGCUGCACCUUCAAGGAGAAGGUGUUGGCGGCGGCGCGGAGGAACGCCUCGGCGGUGGUCCUGUACAACGAGGAGCGCCAAGGCAACCUCACCGCGCCCAUGUCCCACGCUGGAACAGGAAACAUAGUGGUCAUUAUGGUUAGCUACCCAAAAGGAAGAGAAAUUGUGGAACUUGUACAGAAGGACAUUCCAGUCACUGUCACCAUCGGGGUGGGCACCCGGCACGUCCAGGAGUACAUCAGCGGUCAGUCCGUGGUCUUUGUAGCCAUUGCCUUCAUCACCAUGAUGAUUAUCUCAUUGGCCUGGCUAAUAUUUUACUACAUACAGCGCUUCCUAUACACCGGCUCACAGUUCGGAAGUCAGAGCCAUAGAAAAGAAACAAAGAAAGUUAUUGGGCAGCUUCCUCUUCAUACUGUAAAGCAUGGAGAAAAGGGGAUUGAUGUCGAUGCUGAAAGUUGUGCAGUGUGUAUUGAAAAUUUUAAAGGAAGGGACGUUAUCAGAAUUCUGCCAUGCAAGCAUAUUUUUCAUAGAAUAUGCAUUGACCCAUGGCUUUUGGAUCACCGCACGUGUCCAAUGUGUAAACUUGAUGUCAUCAAAGCCCUGGGAUAUUGGGGCGAGCUUGAGGACGCACAGGAGGCGACUGCCCCAGAAUCCCCCCCUGGGGGCGUCUCGGCUGCAGAUCUUAGUCUCAUGGUAGCAGACGGCGAGAGAAGUGACACUGGCAGCUCCGAGUUGCCCUCUACCAGUGACCCUGUGCCACCCUGUGACGCCAGCUUUAAAGAGGAUGCAGGUGAAAACACAGCCUUGCUGGAGACAGGCAGGAGCAACGCUCAGCGUGACGGACCCACCUGCUAGUGUGCGACCUGUGGACCGUGUCACGGACAGAGCCUAGGCUCGACUUAAAGGACACUCUAUUUUUUUUACUUUAGUGCAUAGUUUGUAUAUGUGAAAAUAAUGUACAUUCUUUUACCUUUCAGGUUCUAAUUUGGUAUACAAAGAGCUAUUUUAUUCUUUCAAGAGGCUUUUUGAUUAGUCUUGAUAUAUUUAUCUAUUGAAAUGUAUCAAAAGAUGAUUCUGUCUUCUCAAGGAUGGUUCUAGCUUAAGCACGUCGACUUUACACUAGUUGAAAUGGAGUUGCGUGAUUAUAUUCAGUAAUUGGUCAUGUGAAUUUCCCUGGAGGAAAGACUUUUUUAGAACAUUAAACUUGUCAACGUGAUGAGAGAAAUCUGUUGCUUUCUUGCACCUCUGUAUUUUAGAGAGAUUUCCAAACCUGAGAGAACUUUCAUUGUUGUUUUUUAAAUUUGGAAUUAUGAGAAAAGUACUGGUGGACUUGAGUAAUUUCAUUUCUCCCUUUUAUUACCUAAUUUCUUCUAGUAACCUUGAUGGGGAGGGAAGUUUUGUCCCUUUUUUCCUACAAAUAAAAAAAGCUAAGAUUCUGUAUCGCACACGAGCAUGAAGUUCUUCAUUGCUUGUUAAGGAAAUGGAGUAAACAGACUCUGAUGUGGAUUUUUUUUUUAGGUAAAUGAUGAAUUUACUGAUUUCAACUAGAGUUUAAUCUUUACAAUUAAAAGGGUGAUAGAUGCAGACUUUCGGUUGCUGUUAAACAAGUAACCAGUUUUCUCGAUUAAUUUUAAAGCAAGCUUAAUGACAGUGAACUCGUUUCAUCAUCUCUCCCUUUCACUCUUGUUUGCUGCUCUUCCUUGAAGGCAGGGGGAUUAGGCUGCUCUGAAGCUUUGGGGGCCACUCCCUAAGUUGAAAAAGUGAUUAAACACACACACAGUGGUGAAGACUCUGCACUCCCCCUGCAGGGCUGCACGCAGGUUCGACCCCUGAUUGGGGAAGCUCUGCAUGCCACAGGGGUGGCCAAAAAACCAACAAAAACGCACACACACUGCACUCUGCCGGCACUUAGAGGUGGAAGGGCCAGAGUGAGGAAGUUAGUGUUUUACGGCUUGAAGUUGUAGUCCUUUGUAGCUUCCAAACUGUUUACUGUGUACAUCUUUAUUUCAUGGUAAAAAUAAAUGUUUAUGAGAGUACAUAA